UGCGGGGCGGUGCCGGCGGCGGCGGCGCUCCGCCCCGUCUCGGUGUGUGAGCCCUCGGUGAGGCGGCGGUCACGUGUUGUUUUGCUCUUUAGUUGGGGCACUCGGUGCGCGAUGUGUUACUUACGGCGAAACUCCCGCCGGCAGCACCAGCAGCAGCAGCGGUCGGGGAGCCUUAGCGGCGUCGCCGGUAGUCGAGCCGGGGAGGACGCCGGGCGGCCGCCAGCAGCACCCGCUGCCUAGAGUGACAGCGGAGGAUCCCGCUGCGGCUCCGAGCACUGCGCUCUUCUACGAAGGAAUAACUUUAUUUUACCUGCUUCCCUCCGUCUUUCUUUUUUUUUCUUUAUUUUAUUUUCUCCGCCGCGGCGCUCGGGCUCCGGAUCCGCUCAGCGUCGGCGACAGCCGCGAGAGGAGCCGGGCGGCGCUCCCGCCGCGGGGCUGGGGAUGGCGAGCCCUGCUGUGCUGGGGCUGCUGCCCCCCCUGAGCUCCCCGCCCGGCCCCAACCUGAACAACAACAACAACAACAACCAGGGCGUCAGGAAGUGCGGGUACCUGCGCAAGCAGAAGCACGGCCACAAGCGCUUCUUCGUGCUGCGCGGCCCGGGCGGCGGCGGGGAGGAGGCGGGGGGCGCCCGGCUGGAGUACUACGAAAGCGAAAAGAAAUGGAGGAACAAGUCUGGGGCGCCCAAGCGGGUGAUCGCCCUGGACUCCUGCCUCAACAUCAACAAGCGGGCGGACGCCAAGCACAAGUACCUCAUCGCCCUCUACACCAAGGACGAGUACUUCGCUGUCGCGGCCGAGAACGAGCAGGAGCAGGAGGGCUGGUACAGGGCUCUCACCGACCUGCUCAACGAGGGCAAGGCGGCCUGCCAGGGGUCCCCCUACCGCCACCUCGCCUCCCCUUUCUCUGCCUCCUGCGGCGCGGCCGCCGCCUCCCUGGCCGCGGCCGGCGAAGACCUUAACUACGGGCUGAUCGCGCCGGCCACCGCUGCCUACCGAGAGGUCUGGCAGGUGACGCUGAAGCCCAAGGGCUUGGGUCAGAGUAAAAACCUCACCGGUGUCCACCGGCUCUGCCUCUCAGCCCGCACCAUUGGGUUCGUGCGCCUCAAUUGCGAGCUGCCCUCGGUCACGCUGCAGCUGAUGAACAUCCGCCGCUGCGGCCACUCUGACAGCUUCUUCUUCAUCGAGGUGGGGCGCUCGGCCGCCACCGGCCCCGGCGAGCUCUGGAUGCAAGCGGACGACUCGGUGGUGGCUCAGAACAUCCACGAGACCAUCCUGGAAGCCAUGAAGGCGCUGAAGGAGCUGUCCGAGUUCCGUCCCCGCAGCAAGAGCCAGUCCUCCUCCUCCUCUUCCUCCGGGGGGGCCGGCGGACCCGGCGGCAGCGGCGCCUCCGCCACCCAUCCCAUCACCGUGCCCGGUCGCCGGCACCACCACCUGGUCAACCUGCCUCCCAGCCAGACCGGCCUCCUCCGCCGUUCCCGCACCGACAGCCUCGCCGCCGGCGCCAGCACCAAGUGCACGCCGUGCCGGGUGAGAACGGCCAGCGAGGGCGACGGCUGCCGGGUGGGCUCUGCGGCCGGCAGCCCUAUGAGCCCGGGCCCUGUGCGGACCCCCCUGAGCCGCUCGCACACGCUCAGCGGCGGCGGAGGGCGGCAGGCAGGGAAGCUGCUCCCGGUGCUGGCCGGCGGUGGCGGCGGCGGGCUGCAGAGCAGCCGUUCCAUGUCCAUGCCCGCCUCCCACUCUCCCCCCUCCGCCACCAGCCCCAUCAGCCUCUCCUCCAGUAGCGGCCUCGGCUCCGAACCUGCCCACCCGCAUCACCCGCAGCGCCCGUCCAGCGGCAGCGCCUCCGUGUCCGGCUCCCCCAGCGAUGCCGGCUUUAUGUCCUUCGACGAGUACGGCUCCAGCCCAGGCGGCGACCUCCGGCCCUUCUCCUCCUCUUCCACUGCCAGCAACCGCAGCAACACCCCCGAGUCGGUGGCCGAAACCCCCCCAGUGCGGGACCCGGGGGGCGGCACUGACCUCUACGGCUACAUGGCCAUGGAGCGGCCCCCGAGUGGCCGCUUCUGCUACCGGCCCUGCCCCGACGCUGCCAGCGACAGGUGCCAUCGGAAGCGGACCUACUCCCUGACCACGCCGUGUCGGCAGCGACCCGCCGCGCCGCAGGUUUCCUCCGCCUCCCUCGACGAGUACACGCUGAUGCGCGCCACCUUCGCCGGCAGUGCCGGCCGCCUCUUCUCCUCCUGCCAAGCCGGGGCUUCCCCCAAAGUGACCUACACCCCCUACCCGGAGGACUACGGGGACAUCGAGAUCGGUUCUCACCGCAGCUCCGGCAGCAGCAGCACCAAUCUGGGCCCGCCAGCAGUGGGGGGAGGAGGGGAAGAUGAUGACGGCUACAUGCCCAUGACCCCCGGUGUGGCCGCAGCCUUAGGGCAGGGAAGCCGGGGCAGCGAUGAUUACAUGCCCAUGAGCCCCACCAGCGUGUCUGCCCCCAAGCAGAUCCUGCAGCCCCGGGCAGGGGUGGGUAGCGGGUCCCCGGGGAACGGGAGCAGCUACAAGACCAGCUCGCCUGGGGAGAGCUCCCCUGACGAUAGUGGGUACAUGCGGAUGUGGUGCGGCUCCAAGUUGUCCAUGGAGAGCUCAGAUGGAAGGCUGAGUAACGGUGACUAUAUCAAUAUGUCCCCUCGGGACCCCCAGAAUGGGCCCCAAGCUCCCUCCCUAACCCCCCCAGACUUCUUUUUUGCCCCUUCAGGGCAUGGGUCCAGUGAGCCCCCGAAGCCCAGCUGCUAUUCAUACAGCUCCUUACCCCGCUCCUACAAGAGUCAGGGCAUGGCAAAGGACAGCGACCAGUAUGUCUUCAUGAACUCCCCGGGGAGGAUGAUCCCGGAGGAGGCGGUGUGUGGAGCGAGCCAGUUGCCUGCAGGCACCCUCGCCCCCUCCAGCCACACGGUGCCUUCGCCCCUGCGGCACAGCCGGACCGAGAGCUUCCUUAGCCAGCGCUGCCAGCGGGUGGCCCGGCCCAGCCGCCUCUCUUUGGAGACCUUGCGGACGAUGCUGCCCAGCAUGAGUGAGCACCCUCUGCCGCCUGAGCCCAAGAGCCCCGGUGAAUACAUCAACAUUGACUUUGGGGAUGCUGCCGUCUAUUCUCCCCCCUCACUGCCUGCUGACAGCCCAGCCUCCUCCCUGGGCUCGGGCACAGGGCAGAGGCGCUCCCCUCUCUCUGACUACAUGAACAUUGACUUCGGGUCACAGUCACCCUCCCAGUCAGGCACGGUCUCGGUGGGCUCCUUGGAAGCUCUCUCUCCAGGUUCUUCCUCCAGCACCAGCCAGCCCAAUGGGCACUACCUGAAAGCGGCUGUGGGGAUGGCUUGUUCGUCCAGCCCAUCGGAUGGUGGUGAUUACACUGAGAUGACCUUUGGAAUGGCCACUACCCCACCUCAACCCAUUGUUCAGAAACCAGAAAGUGCCCGGGUCACCAGUCCCACAUCUGGUGUGAAGAGGCUCACCCUCUCUGGGGUGGAGGCUUUCAUUCUCUCCAGCCCUCCCCCAGACCCGAAUCGGGGGGCAAAGGUAAUCCGGGCAGAUCCCCAGGGGCGGAGGAGGCACAGUUCAGAAACUUUCUCCUCCACCACCACUGUGACCCCAGUGUCCCCCUCCUUUGCACACAACCCCAAACGACACAACUCUGCCUCGGUGGAGAACGUGUCCCUCAGGAAAAGCGAAGGCCUGGAGGAAGAGCAGGGUAGCAGUCCCAUGUGCCGGGAGACCUCGGCUGGCUUCCAGAAUGGCCUCAACUACAUUGCCAUUGAUGUUGUGGAUGGGUCCUUGGCAAACUGUGACAAAUCCCGGUUGAAAGCUAGGCACCUCCUGAAUGGGGGCAUCAAUGGAGUAGAGAUGAGCACCUAUGCCAGCAUAGACUUUCUGUCUCACAACCUGAAAGAAGCCAGUGCUGUGAAAGGAAGUACAGGAAGAUGGAAAAGAUGAGAGAUGCCACCGUUUGCAGAGCAAGCUUUGAACCUAAUUAAGACGAGAGGAUUGUUGAAUGCAAUGUCAGAGUUUGAAAAGAUGAAGGCUUAUUCUGAAUGACUGGAAGGGUUGAGGGCCAAGCCUUAUAUGUCUCUUGUUUAGUUUUGCUCAGUCGCUUUCAGGAUCCUUGCGGCUUGCCCGAGCCCGGUGCGGAUGCUGCAGCCCCGCUCUCCUUGCCCGGCCUUGGGAUGGCGGUCCCGGGCGCCAGCAGACGAUCACGCCCCUUUGCUUUGCAAACGGAUUUAUUCGGAAACGAGGAGCUUGUCUCGAGCCACCUACAGCACCGAUUGCAGAUGAAGCCUGGUGUUGGGAAAGAGCUAUUUCCACAGCAUUCCCGAGCCGCUGACCCUGAGGGGGGCGGGGGGCGGCACCGGUUACCGCGAAAACCCGGCGCGGCAGCGGCGCGCGGGAAUGGGAGCGGCGGGCGGCCCGGUAAGGAGGGGGAAGCGACCGCCGGCCUUCCGUCCUGUAAACAAAAGGAUAACGCAGGGAACGCAGCCGUGUAAUGUGGUACACGGCUUGCCGCGGAGAGGGCUCGGUGCUGCUGCUGCGUGUGUUUGUCCAAGGACGGUUGUGGGCUUGUCUUUAUUUUAAUAUUUAAUCUGCACGUGUGUUUGUUUUUCCUCUUUCCCGUAAACUUCUAAACGCAGACCGCAUGGAGGAGUGGUGUGGGGAGGCUCCUUGGGAUUGACUCUAUCUGUAGGACGUGGGCUGUCUUCUCCAGCACCUUGCUUCCCUGAGAAGGGUGCCAGCCUGUAGGGUGCACUCAGAGGUACGGGAUGCAGGGAUGGAUGGAACCAGAGUCAGGUCAAGGUAGAAAGGAAGAACCUCAUACCACCAGCAUCCUCAGCCAGCAGUGGGUCGGGUACCAAAAAACGGAGCAUCAGGUUAAUUGCACUUGUGGCAGCCAACCUGGGAAAGUCACAGCAUGGGGAAGGAGAAAUGCAUCAUAAAGGACUUCAUUGGUGUAAGUUUAAUCAAAUAAUAAACUUCUGCGGACUUCCUAGUUUCCCUUUUGGUUUUCAUUGGGAUUUCAUACUAAAGUUUGUUUGUGGAAGGUCUUCUGCCAGUGCUUAAAAAGGUCGCCCAGAAUUUUGGUAAUGUAUUUGAGUUUCAAACAUUGUGAUUUGGGAGACUGCUAAGAAUUUUGUUUUACUGAGAAACAUACUCUAUUUAAAGAAAACUGUAUUUUGCACAUAGAAAAGAUUAUUUCAUCAGUAGUAACAGUAGAUUUGAGAAAAUAUAAAUUUGUAAACAUUACUGAUUUGCAGAGGAGAGAGCUUAUAUAAUCAGCAUUGUUUGUUUAAUUUGCACUUUUUUCAAACUUUGUUUUUAACUACAUUAAAAAAAUGAGAAGUUUUGCUUCAAGUGUUUUUUGCAGUAAUUUUGAAAUGAUGGAGAAUCUACUUCUGUUUAAUAUUUACAACAGGAGACUGAGAUAGAGUAUACAAAUAAGCUCUUUGCAAUUGCCUUCUCAGAAAAUGAAUAUUUUGAUUUGUGCAAAAUACAUGUUAAAAAUCAGUUUGACUUUUUCCUUAAGGUCUGUUGCAGUAGUUAUAUUUAUAUGUGGAUAAAUGGUUUAAGGAAAAUUAUUUGUAUAAUUUAAAGGUGGCUAGCUUCCAUGUGUAGUGUAUAUCUCUGCUAUGCCUCUGCUGUAGAGAGUGCUUUGCUUUUGGAAAUCUCUGUCCAUAUUAUCCUGUCAUGGCAAGAGCAAGCAGUGCAUCCGCAGCUACUGUCAAAACAGAGCAGUUGAAAUGUUGCUUGAAAUUAUCACUUCAUUUAGUUCUACUGUGUUCUAAAAAUGUGCAAAUAUUUAGGAGUUGGAGAAACAAUUGCCUUCAUCUGAAAUGUAAAUAAAAUAAUACUGUUAUUGGUGGGUUAAAACUUGUUACUUGCUAAUAACUAGCCUUUGUUCUUAAACUAUGACUGCUUUUUUGCUUAGAAACAUGGACUGUGUAUGAUUUAAUUAUUUAUGGAGAUGUUUACACCCAUUUUUCUUAUGAAGUGUGAAUUACUUAUUCCACUAUAUUUAUGACAGAUUACAAUCAAUAAUUAUGUGACUUUUUAUGGUGGGUUUUAGUUCUGAAGUCAAAGUUGAAGUCAGAUAGGAGUUUUGUUUCUGUCUCAGUGGGGUUAAGAUUUUAUCCUUUGUAUUAAUCCUGGAAUUCUUAAUUAAGAUGACCAUUACAGUUGGUGUAUAAUAGAGAAUUUUUCCUUAAUCUAAGUCACCAGAGUGGGUUAUCUUUAAUUUUGUUUUCUUUUCCAUUCACAGAGCGCUCUGUAGUUUCAACUUGUAGAUGUUUCUAGUAGUUGGACUAGUUUUCUAAAAUAGAGCAGAUACUAUAUGUAGUAAUACAAAAAACCUUGAGGGUUCUUUCUGUCAGUUUCUUUUGCCUUGAUUUGUUUGAAGAAGUCCUCAUCUGUAAUGCAUCUGCUUAAAAUUGUUCAUAAGGUGAUUUUUGAUAAUAAUGAUCCUCCUCUUGCAUAGCUUUUAGUUUUGUGAGGGUUUUAUGGUUGCAUCUGAACAAUAAAAAAGCCUAUCUUAAGCAA
Lonchura striata (white-rumped munia) is the source of this 6570-nucleotide messenger RNA. RefSeq names its product insulin receptor substrate 2 (gene IRS2). NCBI's taxonomy places the organism in Eukaryota, Metazoa, Chordata, Aves, Passeriformes, Estrildidae. The record is from RefSeq and is a predicted model, not a curated record. Gene Ontology annotation, biological process: insulin receptor signaling pathway. Gene Ontology annotation, cellular component: cytosol; plasma membrane. Gene Ontology annotation, molecular function: insulin receptor binding; phosphatidylinositol 3-kinase binding.